Haliotis rubra (blacklip abalone) is the source of this 838-nucleotide messenger RNA. RefSeq names its product cytochrome c oxidase assembly factor 8-like. The record is from RefSeq and is a predicted model, not a curated record. Gene Ontology annotation, cellular component: mitochondrion. The transcript is spliced from 4 exons. NCBI's taxonomy places the organism in Eukaryota, Metazoa, Mollusca, Gastropoda, Lepetellida, Haliotidae. Gene Ontology annotation, biological process: intrinsic apoptotic signaling pathway. The coding region runs from base 227 to 805 and encodes 192 amino acids.
UAUCCAUCACGAAAACAAGUGGCAUGUUUUCGGGUGUUCUAAUUUGAUUGAUGGGGUCUGAAGUACCUUUGGUUUUCCUUCAUCUUGGCGACACAAUUUGAUGUAAAUGAAACACACUAACAUGUACCACAUGUUAUAUCAAUGCAAAUACUUUCUAAUUCAACGGAAUAAUAUAUAAUCUCUCAGUCAUACAGAGUUACCUACCUUGAGUGUUGUCUGCUAGAAAAUGAAUUGUCGGGUUGCUUUCCAUUUUCUCUGUGAAAACAGCCUAACAUGCACAUUAUAUCGACACAUAUCUCUUGCUAACCUACAACAGUACAGGACGAACGCGACUCAAACUACAAGACAGAACCAACACAAUCCAAAACCAAAUACACAACCUCCUGAGAGUAGUACGAAUGACUGGGUUGGUCCGCCUCAUUCAGUGUCAAACCUCCGUCCAGUCAAGUACUACAUUCCUCCCAAUGAAACUCCACUUGAGAAGAAUUAUAGAGAGCGCAGGCAGGAAGUGUGGAAAUGGAACCAGGAAUUCUGGGAGAAGCACAACAAGUCGUUUGUACAAGAAAAGGAGGAGUAUGUGCAAUCAAGAUUAGCUGAUAAAAGAGCAUCAUUUAAAGGGGAAGGUGAGCCCCCUCAGACCCUGUCAGCUGAUGAGAUGUCCAUCUUCUACAAGCGCUUCCUCAAUGACAACUAUAAGGGUCACAUUUGGUAUAACAAGGAAUGGUACAAGAAAAACAUUUCACUUUUGUGGCCAGCUUUGCAAGUCAGCUUAUCAAGAUUCAUGACAAGGUUAAAAAGAUCCUGAUGCAGAUAUAAGUUCAUUGAAAAGACGGGAAAA